UGCGGUUGCCCCAACUUGGUUAUAAACUCAAAUUUCUGCCUGCAACGCAGCAUGGAGUAUAUAUUCAUCAUGUUCCCCUCCGUAUCCUCUCACUCUCCCCUGAUUUCUUGGACAAGUUACAACCAUCCCUUUAACAUCUGAUCAUUGUGAUCUGAACGGAAUAAUCUCAAAAGUACUUUUUCUUCUUGCCUUGAACCGUACCCCCCUCCUCGCGAUUCCUCUCCACAAUGUCGCAGAACCAGGAAAUCAGGAUCGUCUCGGUCAAGAACGUUGAGAUCACGGAUGUUCCCAUCCCUGACCUCCCCUCUGAAGAGUACAUCCUCGUCAGGACUACGGCUGUUGCUGUCAACCCCUCCGACUGGAAGCAUAUGGUUUAUGCGGAAGAGCUAUGCUGCGUCGGCGCUCGUCUCGGCUACGACUAUGCCGGUGUCGUUGAGAAGGUCGGUUCUGCCGUCACCAAGGAUUUCAAGAAGGGUGACCGUAUCGCUGGUUUCACCCACGGCGCGAACGGCCAGAGGCAGUCGGACGGCGCCUUUGCCAAGUACAUUAUUGUCAAGGGUGACAUCCAGAUGAAGAUUCCCGAUCACUUCACCGACGAAGAGGCUGCCACCCUAGGCGUCAGCGUCGCCACCGUCGGCCAAGGUCUCUACCAGGCGCUCAAGCUACCGCUGCCCAACGAACCUACCAAGGAGCCCUUCCCCGUGCUCAUCUACGGCGGCAGCACCGCAACGGGCGUGUACGCCAUCCAGUUUGCCAAGCUCUCGGGCCUGAAGGUCAUCGCCACCUCCUCCCCGCACAACUUCGACUACCUCAAAUCCAUCGGCGCCGACGCCGUCUUCGACUACAAGUCGCCCACCGUGGUCGAGGACAUCCGGAACUACGCCAACGGCGCCCUGACCGUGGCCUACGACUGCCACGCCGGCGACGGCAGCAACGUUCUCUGCGCGCGGUGCCUUAGCGACGAUGGGGGCAGGAUCCACGCUUUGCUCGGCCCCAACGAGGAGGACAUCAAGGCCGUCAACCCCAAGAUCGAGUCCUCCUUCACCGCGGCGUACUCGGUCGUGGGAGAGGGUUACCACUCCUGGGGGAAGGUAGUUCCUCCGUCGCCCGAGGACUUUGAGUUCGCCAAGACGUUCAUGAGUAUUGUCCAGGAGCUCCUCGACCAGGGCAAGGUCAAACCUAUCCGCAUCGCCAAGAACAGGGGCGGCGAGAGCCUGCAGGGCGUGCUGAGCGGAUUGAAGGAGCAGCAGGAGGGUAAGGUCAGCGGUGAGAAGCUUGUGUACACCAUUUAAAACCUCGCAAGGUGGUGUAGCGGUCUCGCCUCAACUUAUAUAACGUAUGUUGCUGAGGAACCGGGUAGCUCAGCUGAGAUAGGCGCCUUAGCCGCGCUAGCGGCACCGUGACCAGCCUGAAUAAGCGUCGACAAUAGCCUUAUUAAUCGAUCUGAUCCU
Molecule: messenger RNA, 1451 nt
Organism: Sodiomyces alkalinus F11
Lineage: Eukaryota; Fungi; Ascomycota; Sordariomycetes; Glomerellales; Plectosphaerellaceae
Product: GroES-like protein
Exons: 3
Coding region: 228-1292 (354 amino acids)
Molecular function (GO): oxidoreductase activity, acting on NAD(P)H
Source: RefSeq, a predicted model, not a curated record